UGAUUUGAGAAAGAACGGCGAGAGGAGAAGCAUUUUUCCAGAUGUGUGCAGAGAUCUAAGAGUGAGGGAGAAUAACAGAGACUAACUUACAAGGGGAGAAAUAUGGAUUCUAAGGACAGAAAGAAAAUCCAGUUCUCUGUGCCAGUGCCUGCUGCUCCUGGUCAGCUGGAUCCCAGAGCAGUGGAAAUGAUUAGAAGACGACGUCCAACACCAGCCACUCUCUUUCGGAUGUCAGAGCACUCAUCUCCAGAAGAAGAAUCUUCUCCACAUCAGAGAGUUGCAGGAGAAAAUGGAAUCCUAAAGACAAAAAGAAAUAACCCUUGUGUCUAUACACCACCGUCUUUAAAAGCCGUUCAGCGUAUUGUAGAAACACAUUUGCAGUCAAUCAACUCAGAAUCAGACAAGCUAACUGAUGACAGCCAGGAAUGUGACAGCAAUGAGGACAACACCCUGCCUGAGACUUCAGAUGUUGACAGCUGGGACCCAGAGUCAUCAUGUGAUCCGGCAAACGUGACAGAGGUGCCUACAGAAUGCAGACUGGAUUCCUGCAGUGACAGAGAUGACGAAUUCAAGAAGACAGGUACUCAAAAGCAUCAGGAGGAAGAUGAAGAAAAAUGAAUUCCCUAUUUGUAAAAUAGCACAGACUGUAUAAAUAACUAGCAGUAACCAAUAUCAAAGGGCAAUCUUUGUCUUAACAGUAGCUUAUGAUACAAAAUAAAUACCCUGCACUGAAACAGUC
Messenger RNA from Protopterus annectens (West African lungfish), 739 nucleotides. It is a transcript of the gene PPP1R1B, whose product is annotated as protein phosphatase 1 regulatory inhibitor subunit 1B. Gene Ontology annotation, molecular function: protein phosphatase inhibitor activity. The coding region runs from base 103 to 618 and encodes 171 amino acids. Gene Ontology annotation, cellular component: cytoplasm. Gene Ontology annotation, biological process: intracellular signal transduction. The record is from RefSeq and is a predicted model, not a curated record. The transcript has 6 exons. NCBI's taxonomy places the organism in Eukaryota, Metazoa, Chordata, Ceratodontiformes, Protopteridae.